This is a messenger RNA of Sphaerodactylus townsendi, 1558 nucleotides long. Its product is annotated as PH and SEC7 domain-containing protein 2-like. Bases 210 to 542 code for a protein of 110 amino acids. The transcript is spliced from 2 exons. Lineage: Eukaryota; Metazoa; Chordata; Lepidosauria; Squamata; Sphaerodactylidae. The record is from RefSeq and is a predicted model, not a curated record.
AGAGGCAAUCAUCUCUCCGUGUAAUUAUGUAAAUACACGACUAAAAUAGUGAUAAUGGCGCUUUCAAAGGCUCCUUUGGCAGAGAUUCGUCAUAUUAGUUGCCUCGAGCUAUUUUUUUUUUCCAGACGGGCGGGACGGAAACGCUUUCAAUAAAUAAAAAUAAAUCCCUCUCUCUCCAGGAGGAACAGCUGCAGUCUCACGAGAAUAAAAUGAGGCAGAUUGCCAGCGAGUUAACUGAGCAUAAGCUGCAUCCCAUAGUGAAAGGCAUCAAGUCGAAAGAGGCUGAAGAAUAUCGUUUGAAAGAGCAUUACUUAAUAUUUGAGAAAAGCCGCUACGAGACAUACAUCAACCUCCUGUGCGUGAAGAUAAAGGCUGGGACAGAUGACCUGGAAAAAAUUGAAGCCAACGUCUUCACAAUGGAAACUGACGACAUGUCCCUGAGGAAGACGUAUUCCAGCCCAUCCAUAAGCCAAGGACCGUUGCCUGCAAUAAGCAAAGCAGAAAAGGAUGUGAUAGAGCAAAGCUCUUCUGGCCACCAAUAAGCGCCAGGAGCCAGGAAGGGAUACCUGGUUCUCCUCAGCCACGAUAUAUGAGCACAAUUAUUUCUGAGAUGUAUCCAGCGUACCUGACUGAAAUAUUACAGCAAAAAGAAUUCCAAGAAGCUUUAGUUUACAGUAAUUCUCUCCUGGUGCUUCAGUGUUUCAGGAUCGCACUGUCCACAUCGGUUAUCACUGUAGCCAUUUCCUUGACUGAUGUUCGCCUGAGAGGGCAUGCAAUAACAGGCCUUGCCCCACGUCGAAGAGCUGAGCUCUCCCACGGGCCUCUCUGGAUUGAUUUUCCACUGAGAACUCCUGCAGUACCUGGAGACACGACCAACUCUACUCUUUGAUUUUUAGGAACUACCGGUGGGACUGCAGCACUUUACACUGCAUCCGACAAGAAAUAGCGGGACAGCAAAUGUACAGAAACUGUGGGCAGGAUUUCCCCACGGUGCAGUGACACAGAAGACAGGGUCUGGGACGGACACUUUGCGCGCGUGCAAAGUCGACUCCAACGGCUACUACCCCACCGCCUGCAUUAGGCGUCGUCGCAAUAACUGCAUUACCAGCCCAAACAUAUAUCCAUUUCUAAAACGUAGUGCCAAAUAUGCCACCUUGCAGAGGUGAGAGACUGGCAGGAAGAAAAUCAACUUUAAUAUACAGGGAUCUUAGCAACGCUGAGCGAUUUUUUUGUUUGUUUGUUUGUUUGUUUGUUUUUAAAAUGUAACCGCUUCAACAUUUCUGCUUCUUGUUUUGUAACAAGAGAAUCCCGUCUAGCUUUGCUGCAGCCCAGGCGCUCCCGUUGCUAUGCGCCCCACUGCCAUAAAUAGCCAAUUCACUGCUUUCUCUGGUGUCCGUUCCUUCUGCUUCGGCUUUCUGGGCAUCCAAGCUUCGCUUCCAUGCGUCGGGGAGGGUGGGGCAAUCAAACUGCUGGUCACCCAUCAUUGUACAUAACUCCAUUCCGCUGUCAGCAUCAAUAGACUCGCUUAAAUAGUAAUGCUUCUCACCAAUCCUCUGCC